AUGUAUAUGCGGCCAUGGAGGUCUGCGCUAGUGGUCAAGAUGCUAGGAGGAUCGACGUCAUAUACAGUAUUAUCGGGACGCUUGAACUUCUUAUGGGCAAAAUCAGGAGGUAUUCAUAUUACGAAUAUAAGGAAUGGCUAUUACUUAGUCAGGUUUACGAGUGGCUUUGAUUUCGAAAGAGCACUGACGGGUGGUCCAUGGAUGAUUGGAGAUCGGUACCUCAUGGUACAUGUGUGGGAUAAGCAUUUUGACCCAGAUAGUAAGGAAAUUUCCUCAACUCUUGUCUGGGCUCGUCUCCUUGAACUUCCCAUUCACUUUUUUCAUAAAGAAGCUGUUAUGAGGAUUGGUAAGAGGAUCGGGAAGCCGGUACGUGUGGACAAGGCCACUGAGGAGGGAGCACGAGGAGAAUACGCUAGGAUCUGUGUCCAGGUUGAUUUAACAAAGCCCUUGCUGUCCAAUUCCGCAUUGAUGGGAAGAAAUAUUUUAUACAAUAUGAGGGCUUGGACAGAGUCUGCUUGA
Linum tenue is the source of this 519-nucleotide messenger RNA. The record is from the annotation of a GenBank genome assembly. Lineage: Eukaryota; Viridiplantae; Streptophyta; Magnoliopsida; Malpighiales; Linaceae.